Molecule: messenger RNA, 1387 nt
Organism: Cygnus olor (mute swan)
Lineage: Eukaryota; Metazoa; Chordata; Aves; Anseriformes; Anatidae
Gene: PSRC1
Product: proline and serine rich coiled-coil 1
Exons: 7
Coding region: 129-941 (270 amino acids)
Biological process (GO): mitotic metaphase chromosome alignment
Cellular component (GO): spindle pole; spindle microtubule; microtubule cytoskeleton
Molecular function (GO): microtubule binding
Source: RefSeq, a predicted model, not a curated record
GAAGGCGCGGGCCCCGCCCCUCGCCCCGCCCCCUCGCGCAGGCCCCGCCCCUCGCCGGCGCCGAGCGGGACCCGGGGGCGGCGGUCGCCCAUGGGCCGCGGCCCGGUGCCGCCCACCGACCGGAGGCGAUGACGGAGGAGCGAGACGUCCGGUUCAUCACCGAGGAGAGGUUCGACUUCGGCGCCCUGUCCCCCUCCGACAGCCGGGAGGAGGAGGAGGAGGAAGAGGAGGAUGAGGAGCCCCCGGGGGGGGGCGCGGGCGGGCGCUGGAGCCCCCUGAGCGGGGCCCGGCUGGAGGAGAUGGUGCGCGAGGCCACGCGGCUGGCGGCCCAGCUGCAGCAGUGCCGCCUGCCCCCCCUGGCCCCCGGCCCGCAGGGGGGGGGGGGCAGCCCCCGCAGCCCCCGCCGCGAGACCUUCGUGGUGAAGGACAGCCCCGUGCGGGCGCUGCUGCCCACCGUGCCCCCCGCCCGCCAGGACACCCCCGGCUGUCACCCCCCACCGGCACCCAAGGGACCCCCACCUGGGGGCAGGGGGACCCUUGGCCGGGGCGGCCCCCCCCGGCUGUGCCCCCCGCGUGGGGCAGGGGCUGCGGCGCGGGGCAAGUCCGAGCCCCUCCGGAAAGGGACGGCAGGCCAGCCAAAGGCGAGGGGUGGCGGUGCUGCCGCCCCCCCGACCCGUGCACCCCGCGCCAGGGCCACCACCGCUGCCGUCCCUGUCCCCAGCAGCCGCCCCCCCCCGCCCAGCGCCAUCCCCAAGCCCCCCGGCCGGGCUGGGACGUUGGGGACGGCGCCGGGCGGGAGGGGACCCCCGCGGGCCAGCGUGGCGGCACCGAGAGGUGCAGGGGCGGCCCCCGGGGGGGCUGGCUCAGGGUGCAGAGCAGCCCCCCCCGGCAGCCGCCUGCGCCCACCCCGGAAGACGACGGCCAGCAGCACCCCGCGGUGACGGGGUUGGGGCGCCCGGGGAAACCGAGGCACGGGGCAGGGGGGCAGCAGUGCCCCCCCAAAAGGAGGAGGCAGAGGCUCAGGUUGGAUUUUGCUUUAAUUACAAAAGGUUGCACCAGCAGUAGGAAACCCCCCCGGCCCCCCCCCACCCCACGCACCCAGGGGUCCCUCACCCCCCCCAGCGUCCAGCACCCGGUGCCACCCCCGCCCCGGUGGCACUGCCUGAGCCUCGUCCCUGGGGGGGGGGUGGCAAGACACCUGCCCCCCCCUCGCCGACCUGCCCCCCCCCGUGCCCCAGCACAGCCGAGGAGGGGGUGACUGCACCCCCCCCGGCCAUGUGCCCCCCCCACCCCCCUCCUGGGGGGGGUUGGCACGGUGAGGGGCCCCCGUAUAUCCUUUUUUUUUUUCUAUUUUUCAUGUAUUUUUUAAAUAAAACCCUCCAUCGGG